This is a messenger RNA of Porites lobata, 3186 nucleotides long. Lineage: Eukaryota; Metazoa; Cnidaria; Anthozoa; Scleractinia; Poritidae. The record is from the annotation of a GenBank genome assembly.
AUGGUUGCUGUGUUGAUGGUCCUCACUAGCCAUGAAGACAUGGGUAACACUGGCAAAAAGACAGGAUGGUAUCUCCCAGAACUGGCACAUCCACAUCAUGUUUUUAAAACGGCGGGGUAUAAUAUGACAUUUGUCAGCCCUAAGGGAGGAAAGGCUCCUUUGGUAAGUAUUAUGCCUUUUAGCUACUUCAGUGGGUACUGUAUUUAUUCACUUAUAAGGCGCACUCGGUUAUAAGACGCACCCUAAACUUUCGAAGACGAUUGUGACAAGUAAGCAAAAUCAAAAUUUCACCUAAAUACCCUGUUAUAAGGCGCACCCAGAAUUACGGGAAAAUUUUGUUGACCACAUGGCUACAUGGUUUCAAUAUCAGGGUGGCCAAGGAGGGAUACCUAUCACGCUGACCUAUUUUAGGCCAUCACUCUUCACAUAAAUAAGGUGCAAUUGCACUGAGUUAACAUGGCAAUAUCUCACCCACUGAAUGAAUCAGGUCUAGUAAAAAGUUUUCAGCGUCAUGUUUUUCUGGUGUUGUUUCAAAUAUUAACGAUAUUAGCCAGUAUGAUUCCGCGCAUUCAGAUAGUAGAGUGUGCAAUUUAGAUGGUGGGGAGAUUAGGGUGAGAGCGAGGGUUCCCUCCCCUCGUUUAUUUUUUCAUCACCAAUUUUUUGCCUGCCUUCUACUAUCUGAAUGCCUGGAACAGGCUAAGAAUAUGUAGUGAAUAGCUGUCAUAGUACGAUUUUGACGGGAGAUUAGGCGAGCUUGAGGACUGAGAAAAAGGACCUGAAAAUGAUGACAUGAUUAUCUGUUUUUAAUUUCUGUGUUUCUAGUUUCAAAUGAUAUUCACUAUGACUCAUCAUGUGUUAUGAAACAGUAAAUCACGCACCACCCUGCUAAACCCAAUCACGCCUCACAUGGCUAAUUUGGUCCUAAUCAUGCAUCAUGCUGAUAAUUAAGGACCCAUCAUGCAUAAUGAAAACCGAGAGAUAUGUCCACUGAGGAAUGACUGUCCUUGCCAACAAGAAAAUGGAUGUGAAACGAGACUGGGAUGUAACCACUUUCAAAAAGAAAUCAUAGGAUGAAGUAACUGGUCCUAUGCUACAAGUCUUCAAGCCUGUCAUCUUCAACUUAUUUUAAAACCUUGAUAUUAGGAAAGGUUAAACAGCUUUUUAGUCACUGUAGAUGAAACAGUUAGGCUUGAAAUACUCAAUGAAACGUAACAAAACUUAGUUUGAUCUACUAACAUGUAAAGCAGAACAGCAAACACAUGUCUUAAGUUUCUCUAAACAGGACUCCAAUAGAGAGAGGCAUGCACACAACUAUGACAACAUCUUAAGACUUGCAGAGUAGCCAGUCUUGCAUUACUGUACCAGUAACUGGCAGCUUUCCUAAGGGCAUUAUUUUGGUCUCCAUUUUAUCUUACUGUACAUUAAAUAAAACAUUUGACUGUAUCUCAUCAUUGUAGUCAAAACAAAAAACACCCAAUAUUUAAAACCGGUGGGGAAAGAUUCUCACAGUUCUUGUUCUUUAAUCCUUAGGAUCCUAGUAGUCUUGAAGCUUUUAAGGAUGAUACAAUCUGCCAAGAAUUCUUAGCUGAUAAGGAGGCAAUGAACCUUGUUGACAACACUAAUGCUAUUACAUCCAUCAAAGCUGCUGACUAUGAUGUUGUCUUCUGUGUUGGAGGGCAUGGCCCCAUGUUUGAUCUUCCAAACAAUGAUGAUGUUAACAAGGCAAUAGCAGCAAUAUAUGAAAAAGGAGGUAUUGCCGCAGCAGUUUGCCAUGGACCUGCUGGUAGGUGACAAGAUUCAAAGAUAAAGUUAUCAUGGCUAAUUUCACUAACACUCUGAAGAAUGAGUCAAAUGUGUGGAGUGGGAAAGACAGGGGGGAUGGGGAGUAGUCCUUCCCCACCUCCUCAUCAAGUGAAUGUCUCUUCUUUGAUUAGGCAAAAUAACUGAAAGGGUGCCUGAAUAAAGCCCCAAGUGACUUCUGUGUAACCAAUGGAUUUGAUUUUAAAUACUGUAAAUCCUCUAUUAAGACCCGUGUGGAGCUUAUUUAUUUCAACCACAUUUGAGGGGGCUUACUCAAAGAACAUGGUAUCAGUUCUCCAUAAAGAACUAGACUGCAAAGUGGAAAAGCUUAAGUACAGGAAGUUGGAGGUCGUGCAUCUCAGGAUGAAAAACGUCCAGCUGGUCAAUAAAACAUCCUGGAUCAGUCCUCACAAAAGUUUUACAGUUGUAAUAGACUGCUGACAGUCAUGAUUGAUUAAUACAGUCUGUCAUUAUCAGUGAAUAAUACUGAGGGGAAGAGGAGAGGGGGGGGGAGGGGGGGCUCAUUAACUUUCUUCCCUGAAAAGGGAGGGCUUAUUAGAGAGGGUGGACUUUGUGAUAUGUACAUGUAGUUCUUGUUUUUAUUACCGAAACUAUGUGUAACUAGUAGUAAUGUUUCCACCCUUGUUAAAUUUAGUUUCUUUUUCUUCUCCUACAUGCUUAUCAAUCAAACAGAGAAUUUAAUUUUAGAUCAGGAGUCACAGGGCCUUUUGCUAGAGCUGCAAAUAAUCAGCAAGCCGGUUUGUGUCAUGCAGCGACAUAGAAACCUUCUGUAAAACUGAAGCUUUGUUCCCUAAUUCUCUGCUAACAGGGAUUGUAAAUACAAAGUUAUCAAAUGGCGAUUACCUUAUAAAAGGGAAAAAAGUGACAGGCUUUACUAAUGCAGAAGAGGAAGCUGUCAAGUUAGUUGAAGCAAUGCCUUUCCUGUUGGAGACCAAGCUAAAGGAAAAUGGGGCACAAUUUGAAAAAGCACCUAAUAUGUUUGAGGCUUGUGUCUGUGCAUCAGAUAGAGUGGUGACUGGUCAAAAUCCAGCCUCUGCCACCCCCAUGGCAGAAAAAAUAGUGGAGCUUUUGAAGCAAAAAUAGAUGCAAGUUUGAUUCAGCCAGAAUACAGCCUUUUCUAUUUUCAUGCAAAUGAUGUAGUAGAAAUGUUGUAGAGAAAAAUGGACCAAGCACAUUUAUUUAUGCAUUUUUCAUCACUGUUACUAAGUGUAGCUUGUUAGAAAAAUAAAGUAAAAAUCGUUCCUAAAGUGGAAAUGAGUCUAUUUUAUUUUCUUUUUGAGGGUUGUAAAUAGUUAAGGUGAUUCCCUGGUUUUGCACUGCGCAUCUCUUACUGCGCAUAACAAGAUGGCCGCCGUAAAAAAGAGC